Messenger RNA from Nylanderia fulva, 4547 nucleotides. Lineage: Eukaryota; Metazoa; Arthropoda; Insecta; Hymenoptera; Formicidae. The record is from RefSeq and is a predicted model, not a curated record.
CGCUGACUAUGUCUGCGCCUGUCUUCAUUAAAAUCUCGUGCACACCUCGAAGCCCCGUGUCGCUUAACAAUAGAACGCUCGCGAUUCAGUGAAAUCGUCGUCAUUGUUCAUCGUGAUUGUUAUGUGAUGUCGCAAAAGUUUACGUCGAAAAAUUUUCGCUUUUAUUUUAUUAUCCUCGUGUUAGCCGCCAAAUUACUCCGUUUAGAUACUAACGCCUGACUAAUUGUUUGUUGAAUCUACUUAUAUCUACUCAUAAAGUAUAAAUGUGCAAAUGUUUUAAAAGAAAAAUCUCUUGCGUAGUGCAACAUUGUAAAAUUGAUCUUGUCAAACGUAAUCAUUGCUUUUUCAGUGUAAAGAUAUAUUUGAGUGAUUUAUGAUCAAGAAAUAUCGACGCGUUCAGCAAACAAACUGUAUGCUUGCAUUACUACGAAAACAGUGUCUCCGAUAAUUAUGCAUACACAGCACUAUUUGUCUGCUUCGUGCCCACACAUCGCGUAAUCGGACGAAUUACAUGAACGGCUAUCUCGCGCAGAACGUCCUCCAAUUGCGCACGCUGUGGAUCGUGACUUCCAAGUGAUACAGCUAUUUGAGAUGCGCCGCGAAACUUUUGAAUUACAUGUAAACACUUUCGGCGGGGAAGAUAAGAUAAAACAAGCUGAGAAAAUUGCACUCCGAGACGCAUGACCCCGUACAUAUGAAACCUUUGCCUCGGUCUUGAUGUUCAAUGGCGUUCAAUGCCGAAUUAAUCGUCAACGAUUACGGAGUUUUUGUGAUUUUCACAAGCACUAUCAAGCAUCACAAACGUUUUAUCUGACUCCUUAACAAGCAAUUAAUAGCAACUGCGUUUUGUGCCGACGUAAUAAACAACAUUGUGAGUGAAAUUCUAGUGAUUAAAAUAAUCCCUGUUGACUGGACGUAAAAUUUUAUUGGCACGUGCCGUGUGACAAAUAACUAACUUUGAAUAAAUUAAUUUAACAAAUUGUUUUAAAGUUAUUUAAUUAUAGCACAAUCUUUUAUAUGCACUUUAAUUAAUAUAAAAUAGCUUGUCCGAUCAAUGUUUGGGUUAUGCAAAAUCAGUGCGCAGAGGAUUGUUUCCUUCGGUCUCAAGAUAAGCGAAUUGAUAUGGUAUAAGCAUGAGCAUGCAUUUUUGCUUGAAUCUAACCGGAUACUUUUCGAAGUUUCCAAUAAUGCGAAAAAAGAAGUAUUCGGCGAAGUGAAAACUCGUUUUAAAGAUGGGAUGCAAGUUUAGCAUACUGGAGUGCAUUAGAGGCAAAGUCGAGCAGGAGAAGAGCAUAUCAUCAGAAACUAGGAGUUCUCUAGUUACAAGCGAUAAGACGGAUGUGCUUGUGGAUAAAAAAUACGAGAAACCACUUUUCGAGGACAUCACGCUUGAUGAGAAUGGCGAUUACUUGAGUAUCAAGGGUCCUCAAGAUCUCAGUAAUUAUUUGUUGACAGCCACUGUUCCCAGUAUCGUGAAAAUACUAUUAGUCUUUAGUAAAGAUGACCAGCAAAUGGGUAUACUUGCUACUGCUGCAAGAAGAUUAGGUUGGAGUGUGUCGGUGGCAAAAGAUGCGGAAAAAGCGAUAGAACAUUUUCAAAAUCGCGCUCACGAAUUAGUGAUUAUUGAUCGUAGAGGACAUCACGCGGCUGAAGGCGAUGUUAUUUGUAGAGCAAUCAGAUCAAGUCCGAUAUACCACAAUUCUAUCAUAAUAGCGCUCGUGAAAAAAUCAUACUUCAUGCUCGACGAGAAAGACCAUAUUGUGGCAUUAAACUUGUUAGAAACAGGCUUUAGUAGAGCACUGAUGGAAUGUUCACAUGAAGGUAUAUUAAUAAACGAAUUAGUAGGAAUAUAUACUAGCUCAUUAUUGCCGAGAACACAGCUCUCAGCAGCGCAUGCCUUGUAUUUGGCACUUGACAGAUGUCGCGAUAUGGUGCAUGUGACUAAUGAUAAAAACAUUAUACAGUUUUUAAAUAAAGUCAGCGAAAAAUUGUUAGGAUAUAAAACAGAAGAAAUGAUGGGGAGAAAUCUUUCGGAGAUAAUCUAUUACGAAAAUUUUUCUCUCAUGGAACAGCAAUUGAGUAAAGGCCACGAAUUCGAAGGAAAUAUGAAUUGCAGGAGAAAAAAUAAUCAAAUGAUUAUGAUUAAUUGCAGGAUAAUUCCAUUUUGUACUACGUUAAAAAAACCGACUCAUUACGUAUACGUGUAUGAUACUACGUAUCUGUCGGACAAUUCAGCGCCGAUAAGUCCUAUUGGUAGUCCAUCACAUCCUCCGUUCAGAGCAAGUGUAUUAUCAAAUGCCCGAAAAUCCUCAGACGUUAAAUCCGGUAUAAGUGAAGGUCGCAGACGGUCCAGUUUGCAAAAAUUGCAUACCUUGCAACUAGAAGCUCCUAUUACAAAAGUCAUUACAUUACUUUCAAAUGCAGUAACUGAUACUAGUCCAGAAACGGCAGCGCAGAUCGGUAAAGCAAUCGAUAUUUUAAAGACGACAGAACUUUACAUCCCGCAUCUUAAGGAGGAUAGAGCGACAUAUAGUGAUCCAGUUGCGACAGACCUCGUUGGCGCGUUACUUGCUUCUCCGCGCACAGCAUGGGAGUCUAGAAGGUCAUCGUCAGAUUCCGCGAGAUUAUCCACUAUCAAAGCUAUCACGAGUCCAGUCAAUUCGCGCGUACAAAUGAAGAAUUUCCGGGGACCACAAGAAAUUGCAGAGAUACUUGACAAGAGCCUCGAUUGGAACUUUGAGAUAUUUAAACUUGAAGUGCUAACGGAGAAAAGGCCGCUUGUCUUUUUGGGAUUAACAAUCAUGAAUUUGUAUCAAGUACCCGCAAAAUUAAAUUGUGACGAGAAAACUUUGCAAAAUUGGUUAACUAUUAUCGAGCACAAUUAUAGCAUGGAUAAUAGUUAUCAUAAUUCAACGCAUGCGGCCGACGUUUUGCAAGCAACUGCGAGAUUCAUGCAAUCGAGGAGGCUCAAGGACAUUUUGGAGCCUUUAGAUGAAGUUGCUGCUUUAAUCGCGGCAGCUGCGCACGAUAUUGAUCAUCCUGGACGGUCCAGUCAAUUUCUUUGCAAUGCCAAUAAUCGCUUGGCAAUACUCUACAAUGAUCUGUCAGUUCUCGAAUCACAUCACGCAGCUUUAACAUUUAAACUGUCAUUAUCCGACGAUAGUGUAAAUAUCUUUAAGAAUCUGGAGCAAGACGCGUACAAACUGUUGCGACAAAAUGUCAUUGACAUGAUUUUAGCGACCGAAAUGACGAAGCAUUUUGAGCAUCUGGCGAAGUUCAUGAAUGUUUGCAGCGCGAGAAUUGGCGACGGACAAGAGACUUAUUCAGAUUCUCUAGAUAUGUCCGUGGUAUUGCAGCCAGAUAAUGUAAUAUUGGUUAAAAGAAUGAUGAUCAAAUGCGCGGACGUAUCUAAUCCAACGCGACCGCUAAAGUGUUGCGUCGAAUGGGCGAGACGAAUCGCUGAGGAAUAUUUUAGUCAGACCGAUGAAGAGAAAAGAUUAAAGAUGCCAGUAGUAAUGCCCAUGUUUGAUAGACUGACGUGUUCAAUACCGAAAUCGCAAAUCGGCUUCGUUGAUUAUAUUAUCAACGAUAUGAUCGAGGCUUGGGAUGUAUUUAUCGACAUGCCGGAGAUGGUGGGCUAUAUGCGGCACAACUAUGAGAAAUGGAAAGAAUAUAAUAUGUCGAUUGUGCCGAUGGUUUUCCGCGAUUGGUGGGACGAUAUCGAUCGUCCCGUCUCGCGACUUUUGGAUCAACACUUCGGCACUGGCCUCCUUCGAGAUGAUCUGAUCUCGAAUUUCACCGGUCUUGGUCUCAAUCGAGCCCCUUUACGCUCGAUUAUCGGAAACACGUACUAUCGACCAUGGAGGAACGUGGCGCGUCAGAAUUCAAGCGGAUCUAGCACUAUCCAGUUGGACAAUGAUACUUUCCAGGUAAUACUGGACGUGCAACAAUUCUCACCGGACGAGAUCUCGGUGAAGACGGUCGACAACCACGUUAUUGUCGAGGCCAAGCACGAGGAGAAGCAAGACGAGCACGGCUACAUCAGCAGGCACUUUAUACGCAGAUACGUCCUGCCGCCAUCUCACGACCUCGUCAAUGUCACCUCGACUCUCUCCUCGGAUGGUGUACUAACUGUCACGGCACCCAAAAAGAACAUAACGCCGGCUGGGUCGGAAAGAGUCAUCAAUGUUAUUCAAACGGGAGUACCAGCUGUCAAGCCGGUUCCCGUCGAAACAACAACUACAACCACUUCCACCACUACCACCGACUAAAAAAUAUAUCGUCUGAAACUUUCAUUCCGGCAUUCAUUUUGCUUUACUUUUUCGAUUUUACCAUUGAUGUAAUAAAACAGUUUUAUAAAACAAUAUAAUAAUUGUGCCAUAAUUUUUACACAAGUUUUUCACUAAUAAUUAUCUUUAAUACAUCUUAAAAAUAUAAUUUUUAGCAUGUUAUAAAAUAAUAUUUUGUUAUAUCAUAUAAAAUGUAUGAUUGCGCAAUGUUAUUUUCUUUCAAUGUUUAAUAAAAAUACUCGAGUUAUUGCUUUUAAA